Naegleria gruberi is the source of this 1537-nucleotide messenger RNA. RefSeq lists its product as uncharacterized. Gene Ontology annotation, molecular function: L-tryptophan 2,3-dioxygenase activity; metal ion binding; heme binding. The transcript is spliced from 2 exons. Bases 39 to 1526 code for a protein of 495 amino acids. Lineage: Eukaryota; Heterolobosea; Eutetramitea; Acrasida; Naegleriidae. The record is from RefSeq and is a predicted model, not a curated record.
AAAUAUUUUAAUUUCACAUCACCAGCCAACUGUCAACAAUGGAUUCCCACACUCAUCCAAUCACUCCACCACACUUUGAAGAAACACAACCAAUCAACGGUUCUUCCACCACCUCUUCUCCACCUCCUUCCCAUCCUCUCUCAUCCAACAAUUCACAAAUUGGUCAAGAACGUUCAAAAUCCUCAUCCUCCUCCUCCGAUCAUUCAAUUUCGUAUGAAGAAUUGCAUGGAUUGCAUCCAUUGGAAAAUGCAAAGAAAGUUAUUGUUACUUAUAAUAAUUAUAUUAUGACUGAUGAGUUGUUGAAAUUGCAAAAUGGUGAUUGUAAGGGUGGAUUGAAUCAUCAUGAUGAACAUUUAUUCAUUGUUGUUCAUCAAAGUUUCGAAUUAUGGUUUAAACAAAUAUUAUUCGAAUUGGAUUCUGUUCAAACUGUUUUGAGAAAGGUAGUUAAUUAUGCAACCAGUCAUUCCAAUGAAGAUGUUGAUUUGACAGUUGAACAAACUCAAAUUCUUGUUCACAGAUUAAAUAGAGCUGAUCAAAUUCUUCGUUACACUUUGGGAACUUUUGACAUUUUAGAAACCAUGCAUCCAGCUGACUUUUUGGAAUAUCGUUCAGUAAUUGGACCAGCAAGUGGUUUCCAAUCUAUUCAAAUGCGUGAAUUGGAAGUCAUGCUUGGAUUGAGAGAUUGUAACAGAAAUAUGGGAAGUAGAAAUAGUUUUGAAGAAGAUUUACAACAUGAUUUGAUUGGUAUGAAGAGAUUGAAACAAAGACAAUCUGAAAUGUCUGUUAGAAAGUUGGUUUAUCGAUGGUUAGAAGAAGUUGUUUAUCCAAAGAUUCCUGCAAAUCAAUUCAUUCAAAUCUUUUUGGAAAGAAAGAAGGAUCAUUUAAUGUUCCAAAAAUGUCGAUGGUUUAAUCCAGAAACUGAGAUGCAAACUAUUCAAGAACAAAUUGAAAGAGAAAUGAAACCUGCCAAGCAAUGGAUUCAUAUUGAGGAUACUGAAACUCAUAUUAAGGGAAGACAACAAUUCAAAUUUAAGAAACCAUCCACAAGAGGUUGUCCAUUCUUUGCUCAACAAGAAAAUGUCACUACUGAAGAAAAAUGUCCAGUUACUGGAGCUAGCUCUGAAAGUAAUACUCCUGCUGCUGAAGAAGAAGAAAAACCAAUGAAGAGAUCAGUGAAUGAAAAGAUUGAACGUAUUAAGAAACGUCGUACUGCACUCCUCUUUAUUAUGAGUUACAGACAUCAUCACAUGUUGUGGGACUAUGCCAAUUUAUUGGAUAAAUUAGUUGCUUUGGAAGAAGCUCUAUUGAUGUGGAGAACUCGUCACGUUCGUAUGGUUGAGAGAAUGAUUGGAACUCGUGUUGGAACUGGUGGCAGUUCUGGAGUUGAUUAUUUAGAACAAACUCUCAAAUAUCGUGUAUUCCUUGAUUUAUGGGAAAGUAGAAGUCACUUUGUUCAAACUACCAUUUUGCCAUCUGUUCAAUAUAAGACAGGUGAGAAUAUGUUUGUUUUUGAGAAUAAAUUGUAAACAAUUAUUGU